AUGUUUGCAAUCAGGAGAUCAAUUGUCCCAUUGACCUCUUCAAUCUUUAAAAGAAGCAUGAUUACUGCCCAAGCUGUGCUCUACACUGAACACGGAGAACCUUCCGAUGUGUUGUUUACUCAUAAAUUCUCCAUCGACGACGACAACUUGAAAUCAGACCAGGUUGUUGUGAAAACUUUGGCAUCUCCCGUCAAUCCAUCAGACAUUAACCAAAUCCAAGGAGUAUAUCCAUCCAAGCCGGAAAAGACGUUGGAUUUCGACACAGAAAAACCUGCAGCGCCUUGUGGAAAUGAAGGCGUUUUCCAAGUUUUGAAAGUUGGGAAUGGAGUGUCAGACCUUGCUGUUGGCGAUUGGGUAAUUCCAAGCCAAGUCAAUUACGGUACUUGGAGAACUCAUGCAUUGGGUACAUCAUCUGAUUUUAUCAAGUUGCCCAAUCCAGAUCAAUCAAAGUCCAAUGGCAAAAAGCAAGGGUUGAGUAUAAAUCAAGCGGCAACUAUUUCAGUUAACCCAUUGACCGCGUAUCUCAUGUUGACCCAUUAUUUGAAAUUGGCACCAGGCAAGGAUUGGUUUAUUCAAAACGGAGGAAAUUCGGCUGUGGGAAAAUACGCUUCGCAAGUUGGGAGAUUGUUAAACUUUAACUCAAUUUCUGUGAUUAGAGACAGACCAGACUUGGACGAGGUUAAGAAAGAGUUGGAGCAGUUGGGUGCGACGCAAGUUAUUACCGAAGAAGAUAAUGCAUCCAAAGAGUUUGGUGGCCAAAUCAAGUCCUGGGUUAAGGAAACUGGCGGUGAGCUCAAAUUGGCUUUGAAUUGUGUGGGAGGCAAGUCGUCAACUGGAAUUGCAAGAAAAUUGGGCAACAACGGGUUGAUGUUGACGUAUGGGGGAAUGUCUAAACAACCGGUCAUCAUUCCAACCUCGUUGCACAUUUUCAAAAACUUUACCAGUGCAGGGUUCUGGGUCACUGAGUUGUUGAAGAACAACCAAGAGUUGAAAUCAAAGACAUUAAAGCAGAUUAUUGAGUGGUAUGAAAAUGGUGAGUUGAAGGAUGCUCCAAGCACACAUGUUGAAUUUGAUGGCAAUGAUUUGGCCAAGUUGUACCAACAGGGAAUAACUGAUUCGAAAAAGGGUAAGCAGUUGAUAACUUAUAAGUAG
This is a messenger RNA of Lodderomyces theae, 1152 nucleotides long. It is a transcript of the gene ETR1, whose product is annotated as Etr1p. The record is from RefSeq and is a predicted model, not a curated record. Gene Ontology annotation, cellular component: mitochondrion. The transcript has a single exon. Gene Ontology annotation, biological process: fatty acid metabolic process. The coding region runs from base 1 to 1152 and encodes 383 amino acids. Lineage: Eukaryota; Fungi; Ascomycota; Pichiomycetes; Serinales; Debaryomycetaceae. Gene Ontology annotation, molecular function: trans-2-enoyl-CoA reductase (NADPH) activity.